Messenger RNA from Mesocricetus auratus (golden hamster), 1449 nucleotides. RefSeq names its product TAM41 mitochondrial translocator assembly and maintenance homolog (gene Tamm41). NCBI's taxonomy places the organism in Eukaryota, Metazoa, Chordata, Mammalia, Rodentia, Cricetidae. Gene Ontology annotation, cellular component: mitochondrion. The coding region runs from base 93 to 1073 and encodes 326 amino acids. The record is from RefSeq and is a predicted model, not a curated record. Gene Ontology annotation, molecular function: phosphatidate cytidylyltransferase activity. The transcript is spliced from 8 exons. Gene Ontology annotation, biological process: cardiolipin biosynthetic process; CDP-diacylglycerol biosynthetic process.
GGGCCCAGGCGGAAGCGCGGUCCUCACGACCCAGAGUUGCGAGUCCGGAGUAGGCACUACACCCUUUACCCUACCGGCGUGUUCGCCCGCCAAUGGCGGUGCAGGCGCUGCAGAGCUCGGGCGUGGGCCUGCGCAGGAUUCUGGCUCACUUCCCCGAGGACCUGAGCCUGGCCUUCGCCUACGGCUCCGCAGUGUACCGCCAGGCGGGACCCAGUGCACACCAGGAGAAUCCCAUGCUGGACUUGGUGUUCACAGUAGAUGACCCUGUCGCCUGGCACGAAAAGAACCUGAAGAAGAAUUGGAGCCACUACUCCUUCCUCAAACUCUUGGGGCCCAGGAUCAUCUCUUUGGUCCAGAAUAACUAUGGCGCUGGGGUCUACUUCAACCCGCUGAUCAUGUGUGAUGGGAAGCUUAUCAAAUAUGGGGUUAUUAGCACUGGCACCCUAAUUGAUGACCUCCUAAACUGGAAUAAUCUGUACAUCGCUGGACGCCUCCAAAAGCCGGUGAAGAUUGUGUCGAUGAAUGAGAAUGUGGUGCUUAGAUCAGCCCUGGAUAAGAACCUGAAGAGUGCGGUGACCACCGCUUGCCUCAUGCUCCCGGAAAGCUUCUCCGAGGAAGACCUCUUCAUAGAGAUUGCUGGACUCUCCUACUCAGGUGACUUUCGAAUGGUGAUUGGUGAGGAAAAAGCGAAAGUCUUGAACAUCGUGAAGCCCAAUGUAGCCCAUUUCCGAGAGCUCUAUGGGAACAUAUUGCAGGAGGACCCCCAGGUGGUGUAUAAAAUGCAACAAGGCCGGCUAGAGAUAGAUAAAAGCCCAGAAGGACAGUUCACUCAGCUAAUGACAUUGCCCAGAACCUUACAGCAGCAAAUCAAUCAUAUCAUGGACCCUCCUGGGAGAAACAGAGAUGUGGAAGAAAUCUUACUGCAAGUGGCUCAAGACCCUGACUGUGGUGAUGUGGUGCGCCUAGGGGUCUCGUCAAUCGUCAGACCGUCAAGCAUCAGUCAGAGCACCAAAGGUCUUUUUACUGCUGAUGCUCAGGAUAUGAAAGUGGGCAUUGGCCAUCUUGCAUCCUGACCCGGAAAGGGAGACAGACACGAGUUAAUGGAAAUGGAACAGAAGUAGCUCCCAAACCGAGUGACCUUUCACCUUGGGUCUGAGACUUUCCUAGAGCUGGUGUGGCCUGAUGCCUUAGCUGCUGAAUGCUGGAAUUUCUGUUUACCUCAGUUUGUGUGUUGGAGCUGGGGGAUUUUAAAAGAACCUUCACUGGACUUCUUUGGCCAAUGAGAAGCUUCACUGCUCCACAUACAUACGCAGCAUGGUAGAACUAAACUGUUUAUAACUUAAAAUGCUUUGGCACUGUGGACCCAAAAGAUGGAGAAACUGAAGUAUUUUAUUCUAUUAUGUGCCUGAUUUUAAUAAAAGUAACUUCAGUUGUGGCACUUCUUACUGA